GUUUGUUUACUGUCAGUUGGUUAUAAAAAAAACAUUUUAGGUUAUAAAUAAACAAACAUUUUCACUUGCUUACCAACAUAUAGCAUGAAUACAGAUAGGAAAAGGGCAGAUCGCAUUUCUGAUACACAAAAGGAUAUCAUUUUAGCAUUCAUGAAAGAUGACCUACAGUUUGCUGCAGGCAAAUUUGAUGAGAAUUUAUCUCCGUCCAAGGCAUUAUUGAAAUGGAGGGAUCUAACAAAUAUUUUGAAUACAUUUCCUGGUCCUAAAAAGGACUGGAGAAGCUGGAAAAAGACUUGGCAAGACAUGCGAUCUAAAGCAAAGAGAAAAGCUUUAACAAGUAUGGUACAAAAUGGGAAAAUUAGAUCCCUAAGUAAAAUACAAGAAGGAAUUUUAGCAGUUGUACAAAUGUCUGAAGAACUACAUGGGAAUUGUGAUGAGAACAACUGUGAUGAUGAAAUUUUCAUGAAUAAUGACAGCAAAAGCUUUAAACGUGAUCUCAGUGUAGACAGUGACAAUUUAGGUAAUAGUGCAUCUCCCCUAAAUAUCAAUGAAGAUGUUGAAAUUGGUGAGAAUAAAGAACGCAUUAAUUUGCUUUUGGGAAAUGAAACCAUAAAUGAAUUACCUGAACAGAAAGACAAAAUAUCAAUAAAUUAUUACGAAAGAAAAUUAGCUGCCCUAGAAAAGAUAGCUGCUGCUAAAGAAAGAAGUGUAAAAGCUAAAGAGAAAAUUGCUUCUGAAUUAUCAACUAUUUCAGAACUACUCACUAAACUUGUUGAUAAAUAGAAUUCAUCAAACAUUUGACAUAGAUUAAAUUGUGAUGACUUCUUGAAAAAUUGUUCAAUAGAACUUUGGAGGUGAAACUCAUUGAGAGAAACACAUACAGAUAUGUAUCCUUUAAUAGGUCUGAAGUCAGUAGAUUGUGGUACAAAAUACCUGAAGCCUUAGCAACCAAAAGUUCAAUUCAAUUUUUUAAUGGAACAUUUGAAUUUUGACCAAACUUAAUUUACAAAGUUUGUGUUUUUUAUAAACUGGUAACAUGUCAAUACAAAAACUUUUUGUAAUGUUUUGACAAGAUCCAAACUGUAAAGUUACCUUAGAUCAAUUAAUUACUAUCUUUCAUAGAUCAAAAAUUCAUUCUACUCAGAGGCUCCAGUUUUUUAUAUCAUAUGAGUAUUGUAAAUAGUUUCCUUAAAAGGAAGUACUAAUUAUUAAUUGAUAUUCAAUGUUGAAAACUGCAUUCUCUACCUCAUGGAAUGUUCAUAUUUAUUCAAACAUGAUAACUUUGAUCUAUGUUGCAAUGCAAUAUGUCUAUAAUUUAUAUUUUUAAUUUAUUUUGAUUGUUCAUUCAAAUGAAAUAUGUAAUUUGUUAACAAUAAAU
This is a messenger RNA of Harmonia axyridis, 1378 nucleotides long. RefSeq lists its product as uncharacterized. The transcript has 2 exons. NCBI's taxonomy places the organism in Eukaryota, Metazoa, Arthropoda, Insecta, Coleoptera, Coccinellidae. The record is from RefSeq and is a predicted model, not a curated record. Bases 85 to 783 code for a protein of 232 amino acids.